Fomitiporia mediterranea MF3/22 is the source of this 588-nucleotide messenger RNA. Its product is annotated as 60S ribosomal protein L19. NCBI's taxonomy places the organism in Eukaryota, Fungi, Basidiomycota, Agaricomycetes, Hymenochaetales, Hymenochaetaceae. Gene Ontology annotation, molecular function: structural constituent of ribosome; RNA binding. Gene Ontology annotation, biological process: translation. Gene Ontology annotation, cellular component: ribosome; cytosolic large ribosomal subunit. The transcript is spliced from 3 exons. The record is from RefSeq and is a predicted model, not a curated record. The coding region runs from base 1 to 588 and encodes 195 amino acids.
AUGGUCAACUUACGCUCUCAAAAACGGCUCGCCGCCUCCGUCGCUGGCGUCGGCAAGCGCAAGAUCUGGCUCGACCCCGCCGAGCAGUCAGAAAUUGGCAACGCCAACUCACGUACACACAUUAAAAAGCUCAUCAAGGAUGGGCGUGUCAUCAUCAAGCCUGCCACUGUUCAUUCUCGUGCCCGCACUCGCGACCUCCACGCUGCAAAGCGCAAGGGUCGUCACACUGGUCCUGGUAAACGAAAGGGUACCUCUGAAGCUCGUAUGCCGACGAAGGUGCAAUGGAUGCGUAGGCAGCGUGUGCUUAGGCGAUUGCUGAGGAAAUACCGUGAGGCUGGCAAAAUUGACAAGCAUCUCUACCACGCCCUUUACCUAAAGUCGAAGGGUAACGUUUUCAAGAACAAGCGUGUUUUGAUGGAAUACAUUCACAAGGCGAAAGCUGAGAAAUCCCGUACUAAGAUUCUUAGCGACCAGAUGGAGGCACGCCGUGUCAAGAACAAGGCUGCCCGUGACCGUCGCCAAGCACGCCUUCUGGAGAAGAGACAGGCUAUUAUUGCUAUUGAGCAUGAGGAAGCAGUUAAGGAGUGA